AUGGCAGUAAGUCCCUCGAAAGCAGCAACCACAGGAGCAGCAGCAACAACGGGAGCAGCAGCAGCAGCAGCAGCAGCAUCAACAGCAGCAGCAGCAGCAGCAGCAGGAGCAGCAGCAGGAGCAGCAGCAGCAUGCACCACUGCAUCCGCCCUACCACCCAGCCUCAUGGCCUUCUUGGCAUCCCAGGCUGCAGAGGCUGUUUCUGCUGGAAAGAGCCGUCCAAAUUUAGCCACCCAGCAGCAGCAGCAGCAGCAGCAGCAGCAGCAGCAGCAGCAGCAGCAGGAGGAGGAGGGGGCACGGAAGGAGGAAGGGGACGGGCAGCUUUCACCAGAGGCUCCUGCUUGGCAGCGCAGCUUUGCUGCAGCAUUUGCUGCUGCUCAUGCGACCCCUGCAGCCCAUGCAACCUCCUUGGCUCAUGUUAAUUCCCCUGCUCCUACCAGUGCCGCAGUUGCUGCUGGUUCCACUGCUCCUGUUCCCUCCGCCCCUGCUCCUUCCGCUCCUGCAUGCAUUCCCCUUCCUAAUCCUGCUCCGCCUGCUCCCACUUCUGCUCUCUCUCCUCCCACUGCCCCCAGCGCGUUUGCUGCUUUACUGAAAGUCAGUGAGGCAGCUAUCCCCUCCACCACUCUCCACCAGCCCAAUCACAGCCUCAACUCCUCUGCAUCCCUUCACCAACACCAGCAGCACCAGCACCAGCAGAACUGCCAAAACCACUUCACACAUCCGCCUUUUCAUGCAGCAGCCCCUGCAGCUGCAGCAGCUACACCACCCACUGCAGCACCAGCAUCCCAUUUGGCAACUCCCAUCAAUAGCACCUCUCCAUUCCUCCCUCCCUGUCGCCACCCCAAUCCUCCCUCUCCCUCUCCUCCCUCUCCCUCCCCUCCCUCUCUUUCCUCUCCCCCGUCGCCUCCCUCCCUCCCCUCCUCCUCACCUGCUUCCUCCUCCAACCCUUCCUCCUCCACCUGUCCCCUCACGACCCUCCGAGCCUCUCUCCCGAACCUCCCGCUGCCGGGCCUGCCGCUGCCAAGCCUGCUGUCAUGGCACCGCAAGGUGGAGGGGGAGGAGGCGGCGCUGCUGAGGGAGCAAGCAGCCGCUAUCUGGCAGGUCUCUAAGGUGUUUUUCUGCCUGCUGUCACAUCAGGUGCAAUGCCAGGUGCAGGCACGGGCACAGCAGCAGCAGGCACGGCCGCAGCUACAGCAGCUGCUGCAAAUCAUCCGACUAGUGGCAGUGAGCAAGCAGAACAGCAUCAAGCUAGAAGCGCUGGGGUAG
This is a messenger RNA of Closterium sp. Yama58-4, 1266 nucleotides long. Lineage: Eukaryota; Viridiplantae; Streptophyta; Zygnematophyceae; Desmidiales; Closteriaceae. The record is from the annotation of a GenBank genome assembly.